Molecule: messenger RNA, 912 nt
Organism: Striga asiatica
Lineage: Eukaryota; Viridiplantae; Streptophyta; Magnoliopsida; Lamiales; Orobanchaceae
Source: the annotation of a GenBank genome assembly
AUGUACGGCGAGAGCUAUCCAGCGGCGGCGCAGAGGUCCGGCCCACCGUCAACGGCGGUGAUCGACCAGCAAUACUGCUUGAGUUACCCAGUUGACCUGACCAUCGUGCGCAAGAUGUUGACUUUAUCGAAGGGAAACUUUGAGGUGAAAGAUGCCAACGGCAACUUAAUGUUCAAAGUCAACGGUGAUAAGGUCCUCUCCGGUUUGAAUGGUAGGUCGGUGGGUGUGGUCCAGUCCAUGCACUCGGGUUCGCUGGUACCUGCAAAGCGCCGGAAUUGCUCCGACGCAAACCCUCCGACGCCCAAACAUUCACUGACCGAGCACAUGGCGUAUGAUGACUUCGAGGGCCGAGGCUCGACCCCAAGCCCCUUCGCCGGUCGAUACUGUGGUUGGGGGUCGACUUCUUGGGCCAAUCGACGAGUCGACGCUAUGGUCGAAGUCGACACCUUGGUCCAAUCGACCCUUAGGUCCGGUCGACACUUGAGCGGGUCAAUGCAUGGUCUACGCUCAACCAUUAGACCAGUAGGUCAUUGGACCACACAUGGAAUAUGGCAAGUGUUUAGAGGAGAGAGUACAAAAGCAAAUGAUCUACUUUUCAGUGUUAAGAGACCUUCAAUCCUGCAAAUGAAAACAAAGCUCCACGUGUUCUUGGCUUCAAAUACGGCAGAGGAAUUAUGCGACUUCAAAAUCGAAAGCAGCUGGUUCGAGAGGUCGUGCGUUGUGUACCUCGGAAACUCCAACAAUAUAAUUGCUCAGAUGAAGAAAAACUGCAAUGCGCGAUGUAUUCUAACGGGGAAAGACUCGUUUAGUGUGACUGUGUACCCGAAUAUUGAUUAUGCCUUUGUGGUUGUUCUCGUCGUGCUUCUUGAGGAAAUCAACACCGUCCGUCGAGGAAAUUCAGGGGGACCUUAA